CGUCCCUCCCUCUAGAUUUCCCUAAAUGCUCCUGCCAACCAUGUGUCAUCCGCCCACUGUGCUUCAUUCCAAAGUUCCUCUUUUCACACAGAACCAAAAUUAUAAAUCUUCCUGGAAGUGCUGCGGUCUCCACAGAUGCAGUCAUAGAUUUCUGUCUCAGUUAAUGCUGAGAGUCCCCGAGAAGCAGACCAAAAUGUUCACCACUGUGUUCUAUGUAUUCUGGGCAAUAUACAUUUGGUUAGAUUUACUGCCGGUGCCUGUGACUGGACAACUAAAUGGUACUAAUGGAGUAGAAGAUGAUUCCAAUCCUCUUCAGCCAUACUUAAUAGUGGCCAUUGCCUUGCUGGUGAUAGUUCUGUUGGUGUGUUUUGCAGCAGUCAUUGGAGUAGCUCUCAUCUAUUUUAAACUGAGUCAGAUCCAGAAAAUGCUGUCUGAAAAAGAUGAUGAGACUUACGCACAAAUUGGCACACAUCUAACUCCUUUGGCACAGAAACUAAGGAAGGACCAGGACUCGGUUAGCACCAGUGGAAACGUGAAGGGAAAUAACGGCAUUGUGGAAACUGGCAGUGAACAUGGCAUGGAAAGGAUGAUAACCAAGUGUCCUUACCACAAUCUUCCUGAUGGAAUGGUCCGAGCCCUCUCACUGGAGUUUCCCAAUGAAGCAACACUUGACAUGGAUUCGGCGAGACAUGCCAACGGGGUCAGAGGGAAUAGCCAGUUGACAUUGAAUAUUUCCAAAUGUUCCUCGCCACUUUCCCACAACAAUGCUUCCAGGAAUUGUUCUCAGAGAGAGCUGAGCAAUUCCCAGAGGAACAUCCUUCCACAGACCAAAGAAUCGCCAACAUGUAUCCAUGCUCCAAACAAAAACUCCAUAGUUACCCAAACUGACCAGAAAGCUACAAAACAGCCCACGUCCCGGCCAGCAGCAAGCAUCCCAGAGCCGCCAUCUCCCGACUCCAGUAGCUACGCCAUUUAUGAUGUGCCACGGCCCUGCCUGUGCUCUUCAAUAUGCCAUGAUGUCUCCUGGCCUACUCCAGCUUCAGACUUCCAGCACAACCCUUUGAAGCGCUCUUUAAGUGAAAUUGGCCCGGCUGCCUUUGAAAUACCCCUAGAAAUGGUCCAGGAGAACAAGUACGCAGUGCCGAGACCUGUGACUUAUCCGAGCCAUAAAAACUACGAAACGGAAUUUAAAGAUCUGGAGAAAUCAUCGUCCAAGGACUCAGGUGUGCUUUCCUAUGUGGAUUCCCAAUUGCUGGAUUUGAUUCCCGAGGGGAACAAGUCUCAUAUUGACUCAAAAAAUAAUCUAGAGACCAAACAAAGACGGGUGGCUGACAAGGAAUCCAUUGAAGAUAAAAUUGUAUUUAUUUAACUUAAUUGUUAGCUAAGAAUCUUGAACGUACAGAAAAUAAGCCAUCUACGUGUCAAUUUCAAAGGGAAGGUUUACCCUGUACACUUUCAUACAGCAUUAAUGAAAGCAGCAUGUGUGAUUAAUUAGCAGGCCAAAAUACAAUGAUUUCAUUUGCACAUUUAAUUUAUUGCUGUCCAUAAGUUUAACAUUCUAAUGUUAAUUACGUGAAGGUGAACCAGUUGACCAAUUUUUAUUCUGUAAGGGUGAUCGAAGUCAAUUGCAAAUAGAAAUCUCUGCAACUAGUAAUAAUUGCUUCUGUAAAAACAGGAAAAAUACAGUGCAUAUUGCAUAACUGCGGCGGUGCGACUCACGUUGCAGCGGCCCCCUACAGCCUAUCUGUCUUUUUUUUAAAUAUUUUGUCUAGUUAAAUGUAGU
Amblyraja radiata (thorny skate) is the source of this 1783-nucleotide messenger RNA. RefSeq lists its product as uncharacterized. NCBI's taxonomy places the organism in Eukaryota, Metazoa, Chordata, Chondrichthyes, Rajiformes, Rajidae. The record is from RefSeq and is a predicted model, not a curated record. The transcript has 3 exons. Bases 26 to 1369 code for a protein of 447 amino acids.